AUGUCCAAUUCGGUCACUCCUGUCAUUUCGAUCACGCGAUCUCGACGAGUCUCUGUCAGCUCACCACUCAGAUUCACACGAACAUUUUCUGAAGAUUCAUUUGAUUCUCUUGAAAAAAAUGGGCGAAAAGAGUUGAGAAGGCAACGGAUAAUGGAGAAUACUAGCAGUAUUGAUAAGGAAAAGUCCUCACUUAGCCCAAUUUACCAUACAAACUGUCCCCAUCUCGGACAAAUGGGUCGCUCACAAACUGAGACUGUCGAAUCCGACACUCUACGAUUGCCAUUAUCGGCGAAACGCUCGACUGGCGAUCUAUCAUGUCCGCCAUCGCCAAUUCGACGCAAUCUCAACGAGAUUAUUGGACUAACGUCAUAUCAACAGAAACUGCUUACCCAAUGCUGGCCGAAUAUCUACUCGACAGGAGCGAAUGGUCAGUUUGCCACAAGCUUAUACACUUCAUUGGGAAACCGAAACGCGAAAGCUCGUCAGUUACUGGCAAAGGCGAAUGGCGUUGCAGUAUUUUCAAAUAAUGAUAUGGAUUGCUCUGCGAUGCACUGUAGAUACACAGUUGAUCUCAUUGAUAGCAUUAUUCGGAAUCUUGACCAAGACCAUUCUCGAAUUACCAAUUAUAUUCUUGAUCUCGGAAAAACGCAUCGUCCAUUACGAGCAGAAGGACUCUCGAGUGCCGUCUGGGAUGAUCUUGGUGACACUAUAAUGGACAACGCGAGACGAUCGGAUACGGUUCGAAAGCAUAAAGAACUCCGUAGAGCAUGGCUAGCUGUGAUCGCCUAUAUCACCGAUAAUUUAAAACAUGGCCAAGCGAUGACGCGAGCAAGCAGCAGUUAUGAUCUGACUCACGAACAUCCGAAAUCGCCCUGCGUCAAGAAGAAUUCGUCAAAUUAA
Caenorhabditis bovis is the source of this 900-nucleotide messenger RNA. The record is from the annotation of a GenBank genome assembly. NCBI's taxonomy places the organism in Eukaryota, Metazoa, Nematoda, Chromadorea, Rhabditida, Rhabditidae.